AUCAUUCCACCCCUUUCCUCGUCACCUCCCAAUUCCAAGCUUGCUACACAUUUUCUUCUUUUUGCAAAAUUGCAACUAGUUAGCCUGCUAACUUUUGUGCACCAUGGGCAUGGCUGAUAAGAGCUUGGCGAAGAGGAAGGCUGGGCUGAUCACCAAGACGCUGGACAGGUGCUGGAGCACACCAAUGAGGAACAAGCCUGCAGAGGGCUGUUUCUCUGUCUACGUCGGUGCCGGGAGGCAGCGGUUCGUGGUGCGGACAGAGUGCGUGAACCACCCGCUGUUCCGGGCGCUGCUCAAGGAGGCCGAGGAGGUGUUUGGGUACGCAGACGCAGGGCCCCUCGAGCUACCCUGCAACGCCGAGGCGUUCGCUGGGGUGUUGGAGCAGAUCGAGGAGGAGAAGCAGAUGGCAGGGGGAAGGAGGUGCGGCCUCGCCAGGGGGAAAUCCUACCGGCUGCUUGGCACCGGUCAGGCUGUCAACAUCGACCGGUCGUAGCAUAUGCAUUGGAUUGGAUGAUGCCGAGUUGAUGAGCUCUAAGUUUUGUUGAGCUCGCAUUCUGGGGCUAUCAUGUACACAUUUGGAAGCAACCUUAGCAUUCCCAAGUAUGGUAAACAGCAGCAUCAUAUACUGGGCAAAUGAGAUACUUUUUUUUUUCUUCUUUUUCUAUUUUGCAUUUUUUGUGGGAAGGCAAUGUUAGAUGUUGAUGUGUUUUCCCCUCCUAAGUUGUAUUAUCUGUCGGUGGAAGUGUUAUACAGAUAUAUAAAGAAUCUAUAAGUUUUUUUUGUGUCCAUAUAUGGCAUAAUGUUGCAAUUCCAAAGUAGAAUCGCACAGUUCAAUUCAUCUCGCACUGAUUGCAAGUGGUUUGGAUCAAAUUACGCUAAGAUACACCUAUAGUGUUUUUCCACAGAUCUUCUCUUAGGCAAGCAUCCAUUAAUUUGCUAUCCAAAUCUGUUUGGAUUCCAUUUACACACUGGAUUACAGAGCCUCAACUCAUGACAAUUUUUAAAAUCUCAAAGCACCGAAACAUGUUUGCCGACUAGACACAGGGCACACCGAAUGGAGGUAUGGCAUCAAUUAGUCAAGUGAUCUAAAUCAACAAAAACUAACCACAAAAAAUGGCCAUAAACGAGAAAAGUCGUUAUGUUGAUAUGGUUAAAAGGUAGACAAAAAACAAAUGAGUGGUAGCGUAGUAGAUGAUGUAAUCAGGAUUGAUCAAAUAAAUGAUGAUUUGGCAUCUAUAAGGAUCGGUAUACCUAAUGUCUCGGAAAUGGAAAAGGGCUAAAGUAAUGUUAGUUUAAUACAUUUGGUUGGAUUGAUCUCCAGGUACAUAAAUUUUUUCAAGACAAAGCUAUAGAAUUAGUGCAUUAAUGUACAAUACUGGUAGCAUGUGGGUUACCAUUUUCAUUGUCAACUGAUGUUUUUUCUCCAGCCAAUACCGCUUGAUGCUUGCUAGGGACAUUUUUGCAGAAAUGUAACUCCAGAACCAGUCGAUGAGCAACUUCCUUUGAUCCUGGAAUCAGGGCAAGGUUAAGGAUUCCAGGUAUACUUUGACUCAUUCAGAGGACUGAAGAACACCAAAGCAGGGGAUAACGUAGCGGUAACUCGGUAAGGGGAAAACAGACACCGCAAAUUACUGGGUAUUAUAUUAUUAACAAUAAACUGCUUGAUCCAGCAUUUUCCUAUUGUUUGAACUUGCAACCAAUCAGUUGAACCCAGGGACCCUACAGUAACCAUACUACCAUGACUUGGGGAUAGUUCUUUGAAUAUCCAAAGACAGAAAUCGUAUAUGCCGCGUCUCAAUAAACAGCCUUGACCAGUGCCCGGCUUUGUUGAAUCUCUGUCUCCAUAUUCUGCGGCAUGGAGAAGCUAGAGACGUAAACUCUAACCUCACUUCUAUAUAACUGCCACUAGCAUUUCCUGACCCCAUGGACAAAUGGAUCCAUUAUCCAGAUGCAGAUAUCUUCAUAUAAUAUUGCCUCAAGCAUUGACUAACUAAUCCAGUACUAACUUUUGGAACACUUGAAGCAGCAACAAGAGUGCGGCAGCAUUAGAAAAU
Molecule: messenger RNA, 2054 nt
Organism: Aegilops tauschii subsp. strangulata
Lineage: Eukaryota; Viridiplantae; Streptophyta; Magnoliopsida; Poales; Poaceae
Product: auxin-responsive protein SAUR50-like
Biological process (GO): response to auxin
Source: RefSeq, a predicted model, not a curated record